Ochotona curzoniae (black-lipped pika) is the source of this 7418-nucleotide messenger RNA. RefSeq names its product FCH and double SH3 domains 2 (gene FCHSD2). Lineage: Eukaryota; Metazoa; Chordata; Mammalia; Lagomorpha; Ochotonidae. Gene Ontology annotation, biological process: neuromuscular synaptic transmission; regulation of actin filament polymerization. The record is from RefSeq and is a predicted model, not a curated record. Gene Ontology annotation, cellular component: neuromuscular junction; recycling endosome. Gene Ontology annotation, molecular function: protein binding. The coding region runs from base 524 to 2818 and encodes 764 amino acids. The transcript is spliced from 21 exons.
UCUCGCGGCCAGCGCAGUGGAACCCUAGCGGGGAACGCGGUGCCGCCUUCCUCCUCCUCGGGCCGGGCUGCCGGAGCGGCUGUGUGGGGGGCUGCCGGGAGCGGCUGAGUCGGCGGCUGGCAGCCGAGCGGGGUGCGCGGAGGCUGCGCCUGCUCCUCAGCAGCCCCAGGGCCAGCCGGGAGACCCCAGCGCCCCUGCUCGCGGGCCUCCGCCCCCUCGCGGGCUCCGCCUCCUUCCCUCACACACCCCCCGUGCCGCCCGGGCCGUAGGCCUUCCCGGCGCUGCUGCUCCUCCUCCUCUUCAGACACGUUCCGACCGGGGUCUUGCUGCCGGCAGCCGGCCUUGCUCCCCGUGGGAAUCUUUCUCAGGCGUUCCUUUCUCAUAGACACACACACACACCACACUACACCACAUCACACCACACGCCCGGCACGCGCCUUCGCUGGCCGGGCCGCCCCCUUCUCGCCAGCCCUCCCCAUCCUUGCUAACACCGCCGCCGGGGGAGGAUUGAUGUCCCUUCAUCAUGCAGCCGCCACCGAGGAAGGUAAAAGUUACACAAGAACUGAAAAACAUUCAAGUUGAGCAGAUGACAAAACUUCAAGCCAAACAUCAAGCAGAAUGUGAUUUGCUGGAAGACAUGAGGACAUUCAGCCAGAAGAAGGCUUCUAUUGAGAAAGAGUAUGCACAGAAUAUGCAGAAGUUGGCUAGUCAGUACCUGAAGAGAGAUUGGCCUGGAAUAAAAGCUGAUGAUCGGAACGACUACAGGAGCAUGUAUCCUGUUUGGAAAUCUUUUCUCGAGGGAACAAUGCAGGUAGCCCAGUCUCGGAUCAAUAUAUGUGAGAACUAUAAAAACUUCAUUUCUGAGCCUGCAAGAACAGUGAGAAGCUUAAAAGAACAGCAACUAAAAAGGUGUGUGGACCAGUUGACAAAGAUCCAAACUGAAUUACAAGAGACAGUGAAAGAUCUAGCUAAAGGUAAAAAGAAGUACUUUGAGACUGAACAGAUGGCUCAUGCAGUACGGGAGAAAGCUGACAUUGAGGCAAAAUCUAAACUUAGCCUUUUUCAGUCAAGAAUCAGUUUACAGAAGGCAAGUGUAAAGUUGAAAGCCCGGCGUUCUGAGUGUAACUCUAAGGCUACACAUGCAAGGAAUGAUUAUCUUCUUACACUCGCCGCAGCUAAUGCACAUCAGGAUCGCUACUAUCAAACAGAUUUAGUAAACAUUAUGAAGGCUCUUGAUGGAAAUGUGUAUGACCACCUCAAGGAUUAUUUAAUAGCCUUCAGCCGGACGGAGCUGGAAACAUGUCAAGCUGUGCAGAAUACAUUCCAGUUUUUAUUAGAAAACUCCAAUAAGGUGGUACGGGACUAUAAUCUUCAGCUGUUUUUACAAGAGAAUACUGUAUUUCACAAGCCACAGCCAUUCCAGUUCCAGCCUUGUGACAGUGAUACUAGUUUAAAAGCUGCCCAGCUGGUGGAUAUUGAGCUCUCCCCUGUCAGUGCUCUGAGAAUGACCAUAGCUGAGAGCCGACAAUUAGAAUCGGAAACUGGGACCACAGAAGAGCACAGUCUAAAUAAAGAAGCUCGAAAAUGGGCCACACGUGUGGCACGAGAGCACAAGAACAUUGUUCACCAGCAACGGGUUUUGAGUGAUCUGGAAUGCCAUGGAGUUGCCAUAUCAGAACAAAGUCGAGCAGAGCUGGAACAGAAAAUAGAUGAAGCUAGAGAAAAUAUUCGUAAAGCAGAGAUAAUUAAGUUGAAAGCUGAAGCUCGGUUGGACCUGCUAAAGCAAAUCGGUGUUUCUGUGGACACAUGGCUGAAGAGUGCCAUGAACCAAGUAAUGGAAGAGCUGGAAAAUGAACGAUGGGCCCGCCCUCCAGCGGUGACCAGUAAUGGCACCUUACACCCGCUGAAUGCAGACUCCGAAAGAGAAGAAGGAGAAGAGUUUGAAGACAACAUGGAUGUUUUUGAUGACAGCAGUUCCAGCCCUUCUGGCACCUUAAGAAAUUACCCACUUACCUGCAAAGUUGUUUAUUCCUACAAGGCGUCUCAACCAGAUGAGUUGACCAUUGAGGAACAUGAGGUGUUAGAAGUGAUUGAAGAUGGAGAUAUGGAAGACUGGGUAAAGGCUCGAAAUAAAGUUGGCCAAGUGGGUUAUGUGCCAGAAAAGUACCUACAGUUCCCCACCUCGAACAGCCUGCUGAGCAUGCUGCAGUCCUUGGCCGCUUUGGACAGUCGGUCCCACACAUCCAGCAAUUCCACAGAAGCAGAACUCAUCUCAGGCAGCCUCAACGGAGAUGCCAGUGUCUGUUUUGUGAAAGCACUUUAUGAUUAUGAGGGCCAGACAGAUGAUGAGCUGUCUUUUCCUGAGGGGGCUAUCAUUCGCAUCGUGAACAAAGAAAACCAAGAUGAUGAUGGCUUUUGGGAAGGGGAAUUCAGUGGAAGGAUUGGAGUUUUCCCAUCGGUGCUGGUAGAAGAACUUUCAGCCUCAGAAAAUGGUGACACUCCCUGGAUGAAAGAGAUUCAGAUCUCUCCUUCCCCCAAGCCGCACACCUCGCUGCCUCCACUGCCACUGUAUGACCAGCCUCCCAGCAGCCCAUACCCCAGCCCAGACAAGAGGGGUUCCCAGUACUUUCCUCGGUCUCCUUCAGCAAAUGAAAACAGCCCCCAUGCAGAAUCACCAGGAUUCUCACAGGCAUCCAGGCACACUCCAGAGACCUCAUAUGGCAAACUGCGACCUGUCCGGGCAGCUCCUCCUCCACCUACGCAGAACCACCGAAGGCCAGCAGAGAAGAUUGAGGAUGUGGAAAUCACACUGGUGUGAUGAUGGGUUUGCCCAUCUGUUACUGCUACAAUCAAGGCCAGGCUGAGAGCUUGGCCAGUCUUGUUUUUAGGCACCUUUGCAUGAUGACUCUUGAACAGAGUGAAAACAAGGAGGAUUAUAAGUGACUGGGUGGUCUGAAGAACUCCUCCCAUGUUUUGGAUAUUUUGUGCCUUUUUGUUGUCAUUUUGUAUGUCAUCUCUUACCACAGCACAAAUCUUGUGGGCCCUAGAAGCAGAGAGGGGGCAGCCCUCAUGCCUACCAGUGGUCCGUUUUUAUAUGAGACUCAAGACCAGGCCUUGUUCAGGGCACAGUCACAGAAUUACUGAUCAUGUGCACUCGUACAGUAUAUUACUGUGGCCACAAAGAUGUGGCAGAUUCUCAUCUUUCUUCAAGUGGCUUUUGCUCAUCUGAUUAAGUAGUAAUCAGAUCAAGUUGGCUACAUAAGGAAACAUAAGAAAGGAUUUCAGGAGAGGCUGGCUCCUCCCCGAAGUUAGUCCCCAGACUAAGAAAGUGAAAUUUAUUGGGAGAAUAAAAAAGGCGAACUGUUCUGAUUUUAGCACCAAUUGCAUUAACGCACAUCUCUUCCACAACUAACAGAUUUAAAAGAACAGUGUCCUCUUUGCAUUAAUAUUAUGCUGUUCAUUUAGUAUUAAUGGAGGUAUUAUGAGGGGCUGAACCAAGAGCUGCGUCCUGUCCAUCACAUAGACUAAUAAAAGCAGAAACGGAGCUUCCAGGUCUGAAAUGGGCCAAUUUAAUGUCUUCUUUGUAUUUGGGUAUUUUUCAUUCUAAAUUUUGCAGUAUACAUUCUUCUGACCAGCACCUAUAGAAUCUGAAUGCCCAGAUAAAUUGAAGGCACCAACCCCCAUCAUUGAGCUUUUCUACUAGGAAGACCCUUGGCACUGUUGUAUUCCCAAGCCAGUGCACUGGCCCACAUGGCUGGGUUGUACCUUGUCCAAACCAGCUGACACUCUUGGAAUAUAUAACUUCUGUAUCCCACUAUCCUGACAUCCCUUUGGGAGGAAGAACCUGUGGCCCAUGGAGGAAACCUGCUUUGCAAGAGAAAGGAAGACGGGAUUGCCCAUGCUGCAGAGUUGCAGAGUAACACGGCAACACGAGUGUCUUCUGUCAGGGAGAACCGAGAAUGUUACGCUUCACAGCCCAGUGAGCAUGCAGCAGCAAGUGCCCCACACCAGGGCCCUGGCCCUUCACCCCUGUGCAGCAGGGAAUGUGUCAUCUGUGGACUACAGGAAGUUCAGCUGUUACUUUUUAAAAAAUUUUUGUUAAAAAAUCAAAUUUACAGAAUUUAGCCCAAAACUUGAAUCAUCCGUUGAAAACUGCAUCCCUCCUAAGAAUCUUUCAAAAAAAACAACUUGAAAUGCUCGCCAAACGUCCCCAUGGGAUUUUGAACCAAAAGUAAGGUCAACGUGGAACAAUUUUUCAGUUAGUCAUGUGAUCACUUCAGUGAUAAUACCUGAUGAUGAAUCUUCUCCAUGAUUUUAGUGAUUUUUUUGUUGUUGUUGUUUUCAUUUCUUAACCUGUUGAUCUAUUUGAGGUCUUUUGUGUUUAUCAAACUUAUUCUUAAGUUUAAAAAAGAAAUUAAGGGGUGGUUCUUCAAGAUUUUAAAGUCUGCUGACAUGUGCUUAUUCGACAGAGCAGUUCUUGCCACCCAGUCCUGUGCUUUCCUGUUAGCUAGCCAAAUUGUCUUUGAAUCUGGGUUUCCCAUGACCUCAGAGCGGUAUUUGAAAUCUUUUGUUAGAUUUUAAAAUACUUUUUGGAAGAGCUGCUAAUUUUAUUUUAAAAAAAUAAAGCGAGCCUGUAAAAAUAUGCGUCCUUUUUGGAAAGUAAGCCCUCCCUCCAGGACACGUAACCCAGCAUGGCAGAGCACAGGCAGUGCUCGGAGAGGGCCUCUUUACAGGCGCGCUUUCUUGCCGUGGCUGUAAAAAGUUUGUAUUUAUUAUAUAUAAAAUGUUGAAUAAUAAAAACAUGCAAUUAUGAUUUCUAUGUUUCCUUUUAAAAAAAAUUCAGGUAACAAGGCUUUUCCAAAAAGACCAUGCUUCUUACACCUGUGGACCCUCGUUUAAACCCUUGAACAGAUGCAGAGAGCAGGAAACAAGUUCAUCCACCCGUGGUGUGCAGUCCUUGAUGCCACCGAGGCAUCGAGUCUCAUAUCCUAGGUAGUAGAGAUGGAAAUGAGUAAAUCACGACCUUUGCUUCCAAUUCUUUCCCAGAAGCAAAAGCUAGAAGUCAGUGCUGUGCAACGUGCAGGUAGGGAAGGGCCCAGAACAUGCUGGCAAGCUGAACCAUGAGCUUGGAGUCUGCCACUCCACGGCACAGGAGGGUCCCUAGGGUUGCCUUGGAAGCUGUGACUGCUACCUUCUAGGAAGUGGUCAUUGCUGAGCUCUUCUCUGUCCUAACCCCCACUCUCAGAAGUAGUGAACUAUGUCAAAAUAUUUUAUUGGUCACAGGAGUGCACAGAGAAUUCCUGAGUAAAGGUUCAAUCCCCCUCAUUCCCAGCCAACCACCCUGAGGACCAGGGCUGCAACUCUCCUUCCAGAGCUGGGGAUGUGCAGUGCAUAUUCCAGAUAUUUUUCUGUGUAUAAAAUUCAUUUGUGUGCACAUUGCUUGUUUACAGGAGAGGGAUUACAUAAUAUGUUUGGGUUUCUGUCAUUCAUUGUAAGCCUGCAUUAUAUUCUCCAGUUGGGAUGUAACAUUCCUUUUGUGAUGGGUAUUCAGGUUGUUUACAGCCAUUUGCUAUUAGAAAAAUUGCAAAUAACAUCCUUGUACAUGCUUUUAUAGAAAUCUAUUCCAUACUUGACAAAUUCCUAAAUGUAAAACUUGAGAGUCAGAAAUAUAUCUCUGUAUGUAACUUUGUUAGAUUUUGCCAUAUGAGCUGCCAUAAGGAUUCUCUUUAUACUCAGCAACAGGCAAUAUCAAGAUGCACCUGGGAGUCAGACCUGAACAUCUGGGUUAAAUGCUGAUUGCACCACUUGACAGGCAGGAAGACGGAGCUUCAGCACUGUCAUCUGCAACCGUGGGUAAUGCUGUGGACCCGGCAAUGACAGGGAAUGGAUAGCACAAGGUAGUCUCUACAAACACUCCUGGACCCUUGAUUGGCACUGGCACCCUUUCUAGUCCUCCAGCCACACAGUAGCAAAUGGGAUUGUCAGGAGGCCCAGGGGAAAGAACGCAUGUGAAGUUUUUUACCAUAAACCUGCGAAAGACAAUCAGGAUGAGCAAGAGGUCAUUUUCCAUCUCGUGCCUCCCCUGCGUGUAGAAGCUGCUCAUGUUAGAGACCAACAUUGGCACUGCAGGCUGGUUUGGGACCAGCAGCAGAGUUGGGUUACUUUCCCCAUCCCAGUGUCAAAUUAUUGGCCUCCUCUGCCCGACGAAGCUGGCUACAAUCAAGCCAUGGAUUCACACCAUAUCGCUGGUUCCCUUCUCUCUGACUCCCCCACCCCAGCACACACUGACAGGAUGUCACCUGGCCUUAGUCCUACCACUGCUUGCUGGACCCUUUCCUUCUAAGCUGCCACAACCCCAUCUUUAAAAGAGGGAGGACUCCUCCAACUCUCCUGUUCUGAUAGGCUUGGCUUUGAAAAAAGUCACAGCAUUUGAGCAAAGUGACAGACUUACUGGGACAAGCACAGUGACUGUUCGAGGCAUUGGCCUCCUGGACUGUGACAAAGUUGGCCCUCCUCCUCCAGCCUCUGACUACACCCAGGUUGCUCACCCAUGGCCCAAAGAACCCUGCUGUGGCUUCAGCUUCGGCUUUGGGAGCCUGUUUACUGUGGAGCUCUCUCCAUGUGGCCUUGUGGCAAACCAGCUGCUCUGAGCCUCUGCAUUAGCUUUGUUAUAAAAUUGUUUUUCACAACAGAAGCAAUGAGAAUACAAAACUUUUUAAGUCAGAACUAUAAUCUGUCUCAAAAUUGUAGUACUUGAUACAGCCAGAUACAUUUCCUCCUAGACUCCUCCAGUGUUUUCUCUGUGACUACUUGAUCUGUGAAGAGCCACACAAAUGCCAAAAAGCGUCUUGUUCCUGGACUGUUUACCCCUUGCUCCCAGUGACCAAAACAAUACACACUGUGCUGCCACCAUGAUGUCUCUGCAAGCACUGGUCUGGGAAUUUUCGCCUGGAACAUCUUAUGCUACACGGCAACAGAGUUAACUCCCGAGCAGGGCUCACACCCCUGGACACCAAGGACCAGACACAUACUAACCCUUGCUGUGCCAGGGAUACCAGAGGGACACAGCAAAAAGAGCUGGGCCCCAGUCCCUCCAGUGUGCCUUGACUGUGGCUCAUCUCUUAACCUUUGCAGGCCUUGCUCACUACAUUUGGAACACAAACAUCCUAAGAUCCAGUAGCAUGCACAAAUGCUCAAGACACCAAUGACAGGGGACAUACAGACAGCCUAUACAGGCAUGGUAGGACACUAACCCUCCCUGAUGGGUCCCCACCAGCACUGUCAGGAUUCCUGAGGCCACCACCUCUAUUCAGUUGCUCUUUGCGCACUUAGUAGUUUAUUGCCAUGGGUCAUAUUCUGGACACUAUAGCACAUCUCCAUCCCCAAGGGGAUCAAAUCUAGUGGGGAAUCAGUGUAUG